This is a messenger RNA of Daktulosphaira vitifoliae (grape phylloxera), 760 nucleotides long. RefSeq lists its product as uncharacterized. Gene Ontology annotation, molecular function: chitin binding. The transcript has 4 exons. The record is from RefSeq and is a predicted model, not a curated record. The coding region runs from base 107 to 646 and encodes 179 amino acids. Lineage: Eukaryota; Metazoa; Arthropoda; Insecta; Hemiptera; Phylloxeridae. Gene Ontology annotation, cellular component: extracellular region.
UUUUAAACUAAACAUUUCUUUACAAUCAUUACGAAUGUCCAGUCAUAUCUUGGCGAUUUACUUGAUUACACGUAUUUUGAACACUGUGUAGGGGUAAGUUAUUAAAAUGUUGUUUAAAACGUUAGCAGUGAUACUUAUAGUGGUAGCAGAUUCUUUAAUUGAAGGUGACUCAAGAAACCAGAGACAAACAUACAAUGGUUAUUAUUCAAGUGAAUAUGCAAAAAAACCACAUGAAACUGAAACGUACCAAGAUUUUAGUAAAAUUCCAGGAAAUCCAGGAAUAGAUUACCCCAUUUACCAUGCUGUACCUGAAACUAGUUUCAACUGUAAAAAUGUACCAUACGCGCCAGGCAUGUAUGCCAACGUAGAAACCGGAUGCCAAGCAUAUCACAUCUGUCAUGAUGGUAGAGAAGGACACCAAGGAGCAUCAUUUUUAUGUACAAAUGGCACUUUAUUUAAUCAAGAGAAAUUCACAUGUGAUUGGUGGUACAAUGUAGAUUGCAGUCAAGCUAGUGCUUAUUAUAAUUUAAAUGCUGACCCAGAAAAGAACCCAUUCGCUCCAGCAAAACCAAAAUUAUCCGAAGAGACUUAUGAGUCAUCUGAAAUCUAUAAUAGGCCAUCAUUUUACAGAAAAUCUAAAUAUUAGUAUUUUUUUUCGUUUCUGUAAAUAAUUUGUAAAUUAUAUUAAAUAUUUCAUAUUAAAAAUUAUUCUUUUCACUGUAUUUAUGUAUGUAUAUUUUUACAAUAGCUAUUGUUUAAA